Messenger RNA from Mesoplodon densirostris (Blainville's beaked whale), 1596 nucleotides. RefSeq names its product heterogeneous nuclear ribonucleoproteins A2/B1-like. Bases 164 to 1069 code for a protein of 301 amino acids. The transcript has a single exon. Gene Ontology annotation, molecular function: RNA binding. Lineage: Eukaryota; Metazoa; Chordata; Mammalia; Artiodactyla; Ziphiidae. The record is from RefSeq and is a predicted model, not a curated record.
AGCAGCGCCGGGUCCAGAGUGGAGGUGCUCCUAGCGGUGUUGUUUCUCGACCAGCGGCAGUUCUCACUACAGCGCCAGGACGAGUCCGGUUCGUGUUCGUCCGCGGAGAUCUCUCUCAUCUCGCUCGGCUGUGGGAAAUCGGGCUGAAGCGACUGAGUCCGCGAUGGAGAGAGAAAAGGAACAAUUCCGUAAACUCUUUAUUGGUGGCUUGAGCUUUGAAACUACAGAAGAAAGUUUGAGGAACUACUACGAGCAAUGGGGAAAACUUACAGACUGUGUGGUAAUGAGGGAUCCUGCAAGCAAAAGAUCAAGAGGAUUUGGUUUUGUAACUUUUUCAUCCAUGGCUGAGGUUGAUGCUGCCAUGGCUGCAAGACCUCAUUCAAUUGAUGGGAGAGUGGUUGAGCCAAAACGUGCUGUUGCAAGAGAGGAAUCUGGAAAGCCAGGGGCUCAUGUAACUGUGAAGAAGCUGUUUGUAGGUGGAAUUAAAGAAGAUACUGAGGAACAUCAUCUUAGAGAUUACUUUGAGGAAUAUGGAAAAAUUGAUACCAUUGAGAUAAUUACCGAUAGGCAGUCUGGAAAGAAAAGAGGCUUUGGGUUUGUUACUUUCGAUGACCAUGAUCCUGUGGAUAAGAUUGUGUUGCAGAAAUACCAUACUAUCAAUGGUCAUAAUGCAGAAGUAAGGAAGGCUUUAUCUAGACAAGAAAUGCAGGAAGUCCAAAGUUCUAGAAGUGGAAGAGGAGGCAACUUUGGUUUUGGAGAUUCUCGUGGUGGUGGUGGAAAUUUUGGACCAGGACCAGGAAGUAACUUCAGAGGAGGAUCUGAUGGAUAUGGAAGUGGUCGUGGAUUUGGGGAUGGCUAUAAUGGGUAUGGAGGAGGACCUGGAGGAAAUUAUGGAAGUGGAAAUUAUAAUGAUUUUGGAAAUUAUAACCAGCAACCUUCUAACUACGGUCCAAUGAAGAGUGGAAACUUUGGUGGUAGCAGAAACAUGGGAGGACCAUAUGGUGGAGGAAACUAUGGUCCAGGAGGCAGUGGAGGAAGUGGGGGUUAUGGAGGGAGAAGCCGAUAUUGAGCUUCUUCCUAUUUACCAUGGGCUUCACUGUAUAAAUAGGAGAGGAUGAGAGCCCAGAGGUAACAGAACAGCUUCAGGUUAUCGAAAUAACAAUGUUAAGGAAACUCUUAUCUCAGUCAUGCAUAAAUAUGCAGUGAUAUGGCAGAAGACACCAGAGCAGAUGCAGAGAGCCAUUUUUGAAUGGAUUAGAUUAUUUAAUAACAUUACCUUACUGUGGAGGAAGGAUUGUAAAAAAAAAAAAAAUGCCUUUGAGACAGUUUCUUAGCUUUUUAAUUGUUGUUUCUUUCUAGUGGUCUUUGUAAGAGUGUAGAAGCAUUCCUUCUUUGAUAAUGUUAAAUUUGUAAGUUUCAGGUGACAUGUGAAACCUUUUUUAAGAUUUUUCUCAAAGUUUUGAAAAGCUAUUAGCCAGGAUCAUGGUGUAAUAAGACUUAACGUUUUUCCUUUAAAAAAAAUUUAAGUGCGUGUGUAGAGUUAAGAAGCUGUUGUACAUUUAUGAUUUAAUAAAAUAAUUCUAAAGGAAAAAAAAA